Messenger RNA from Neomonachus schauinslandi (Hawaiian monk seal), 3255 nucleotides. RefSeq names its product calcium sensing receptor (gene CASR). The record is from RefSeq and is a predicted model, not a curated record. Gene Ontology annotation, biological process: regulation of calcium ion transport; G protein-coupled receptor signaling pathway; detection of calcium ion. Gene Ontology annotation, cellular component: membrane. The coding region runs from base 1 to 3255 and encodes 1084 amino acids. Lineage: Eukaryota; Metazoa; Chordata; Mammalia; Carnivora; Phocidae. Gene Ontology annotation, molecular function: calcium ion binding; G protein-coupled receptor activity. The transcript is spliced from 6 exons.
AUGGCGUUUAAUAGAUGUUGUUUGAUCUUCUUGGCAAUUACCUGGUGCACUUCUGCCUAUGGGCCUGACCAACGAGCCCAGAAGAAAGGGGACAUUAUCCUCGGGGGGCUCUUUCCUAUUCAUUUUGGAGUAGCAGCCAAAGAUCAAGAUCUAAAGUCAAGGCCGGAAUCUGUGGAAUGUAUCAGGUACAAUUUCCGUGGGUUUCGUUGGUUACAAGCAAUGAUAUUUGCCAUCGAGGAAAUCAACAGCAGCCCAGCCCUUCUUCCCAACAUGACACUGGGAUACAGAAUAUUUGACACUUGCAACACCGUUUCUAAAGCCUUGGAGGCCACCCUGAGUUUUGUGGCACAGAAUAAAAUUGAUUCUCUGAACCUUGACGAGUUCUGCAACUGCUCAGAGCAUAUCCCCUCUACCAUCGCUGUGGUGGGAGCAACUGGCUCAGGCAUCUCCACAGCAGUGGCAAACCUGCUGGGCCUCUUCUACAUCCCCCAGGUCAGCUAUGCCUCCUCCAGCAGACUCCUCAGCAACAAGAAUCAGUUCAAGUCAUUCCUCCGUACCAUCCCCAAUGAUGAACACCAGGCCACCGCCAUGGCAGACAUUAUUGAGUAUUUCCGCUGGAACUGGGUGGGCACAAUUGCAGCUGAUGAUGACUACGGACGGCCAGGGAUUGAGAAGUUUCGCGAGGAAGCAGAGGAGAGGGACAUCUGCAUUGACUUCAGUGAACUCAUCUCCCAGUAUUCUGAUGAGGAAGAGAUCCAGCAAGUGGUGGAGGUGAUCCAGAAUUCCACAGCCAAAGUCAUUGUUGUUUUCUCCAGUGGCCCAGACCUCGAACCCCUCAUCAAGGAGAUCGUCCGGCGCAAUAUCACAGGGAGGAUCUGGCUGGCCAGUGAGGCUUGGGCCAGUUCUUCCUUGAUUGCUAUGCCCGAGUACUUCCAUGUGGUUGGAGGCACCAUUGGAUUCGCUCUGAAGGCUGGGCAGAUCCCAGGUUUCCGGGAAUUCCUGCAGAAAGUCCAUCCCAGGAAGUCUAUCCACAAUGGUUUUGCCAAGGAGUUUUGGGAAGAAACAUUUAACUGCCACCUCCAAGAAGGUGCUAAAGGGCCUUUGUCCAUGGACACUUUCCUGAGAGGUCACGAAGAAGGUGGUGGCAGGAUAAGCAACAGCUCCACUGCCUUCCGACCUCUUUGUACAGGGGAUGAGAACAUCAGCAGCGUGGAGACCCCUUAUAUGGAUUAUACACACUUACGAAUUUCCUACAAUGUCUACUUAGCGGUCUAUUCCAUUGCUCAUGCCCUGCAAGAUAUAUACACAUGCUUACCUGGAAGAGGGCUCUUCACCAACGGUUCCUGUGCAGAUAUCAAGAAGGUUGAGGCUUGGCAGGUCCUGAAGCACCUACGGCACCUAAACUUUACCAACAAUAUGGGGGAGCAGGUGACUUUCGAUGAAUGUGGUGACCUGAUGGGGAACUACUCCAUCAUCAACUGGCACCUCUCCCCAGAGGAUGGCUCCAUAGUGUUUAAGGAAGUCGGAUAUUACAACGUCUAUGCCAAGAAAGGAGAAAGGCUCUUCAUCAAUGAGGAGAAAAUCCUGUGGAGUGGGUUCUCCAGGGAGCCCUUCACUUUUGUGCUCUCGGUUCUCCAGGUGCCAUUUUCCAACUGCAGCCGAGACUGCCUGGCAGGGACCAGGAAAGGAAUCAUUGAGGGGGAGCCCACCUGCUGCUUUGAGUGUGUGGAGUGUCCUGAUGGGGAGUACAGUGAUGAAACAGAUGCAAGUGCCUGUGACAAGUGCCCCGAUGACUUCUGGUCCAAUGAAAACCACACUUCCUGCAUUGCCAAAGAGAUUGAGUUUCUGUCCUGGACAGAGCCCUUUGGGAUUGCACUCACCCUCUUUGCCGUGCUGGGCAUUUUCCUGACAGCCUUCGUGCUUGGUGUCUUCAUCAAAUUCCGUAACACACCCAUCGUCAAGGCCACCAACCGAGAGCUCUCCUACCUCCUCCUCUUCUCCUUGCUCUGCUGCUUCUCCAGCUCCCUGUUCUUCAUUGGUGAGCCCCAGGACUGGACAUGCCGCCUGCGCCAGCCAGCCUUUGGUAUCAGCUUCGUGCUCUGCAUAUCAUGCAUCCUGGUGAAAACCAACCGUGUCCUCCUGGUGUUUGAGGCCAAGAUCCCCACGAGCUUCCACCGCAAGUGGUGGGGGCUCAACCUGCAGUUCCUGCUGGUCUUCCUCUGCACCUUCAUGCAGAUUGUCAUCUGCGUGAUCUGGCUCUACACCGCCCCACCCUCAAGCUACCGCAACCAUGAGUUGGAGGAUGAGAUCAUCUUUAUCACAUGCCAUGAGGGCUCCCUUAUGGCACUGGGCUUCUUGAUUGGCUACACCUGUCUGCUGGCUGCCAUCUGCUUCUUCUUUGCCUUCAAGUCCCGGAAGCUGCCAGAGAACUUCAAUGAGGCCAAGUUCAUCACCUUCAGCAUGCUCAUCUUCUUCAUCGUCUGGAUCUCCUUCAUUCCAGCCUACGCCAGCACCUACGGCAAGUUUGUCUCUGCCGUGGAAGUGAUCGCCAUCCUGGCAGCCAGCUUUGGCUUGCUGGCCUGCAUCUUCUUCAACAAGGUCUACAUCAUCCUCUUCAAGCCAUCCCGUAACACCAUCGAGGAGGUGCGCUGCAGCACUGCUGCUCAUGCUUUCAAGGUGGCAGCCCGGGCCACGCUGCGCCGCAGCAACGUCUCCCGCAAGCGGUCCAGCAGCCUCGGGGGCUCCACGGGCUCCACGCCCUCCUCCUCCAUCAGCAGCAAGAGCAACAGUGAGGACCCCUUCCCACAGCCCGAGAGGCAGAAGCUGCAGCAGCCACCACUGGCCCUGCCCCAGCAAGAGCCGCCGCCACGGCAACCCCUGACCCUACGGCCGCAGCCCAGAUGCAAGCAGAAGGUCAUCUUCGGCAGUGGCACCGUCACCUUCUCACUAAGCUUUGACGAGCCUCGGAAGAGUGCCAUGGCUCCCAGGAAUUCCACGCACCAGCACUCCCUGGAGGCCCAGAGAGGCAACGAGACCCUGACCAGACACCAGGCACUGCUCCCGCUGCAGUGCGGGGAGGCGAACUCAGAACUGACUGUGCAGGACACGGGCCUGCAAGGGCCUGUGCGGGGGGACCACCGACCAGAGACGGAAGAGCCUGAAGACAUGGCCCCGGCGCUCGUCGUGUCCAGUUCCCAAAGCUUUGUCAUCAGCAGUGCAGGCAGCACCGUCACAGAAAACAUGCUGCGUUCGUAA